Messenger RNA from Marmota monax (woodchuck), 1754 nucleotides. RefSeq names its product zeta-sarcoglycan. Gene Ontology annotation, cellular component: sarcoglycan complex; sarcolemma. Lineage: Eukaryota; Metazoa; Chordata; Mammalia; Rodentia; Sciuridae. The record is from RefSeq and is a predicted model, not a curated record. The transcript is spliced from 4 exons. Gene Ontology annotation, biological process: cardiac muscle tissue development; heart contraction. The annotation marks the transcript as partial.
AUAGGAGCUGAUGCUGUGGAAGCUCAGUGUAAAAGAUUUGAAGUGAGAGCCAGUGAAGAUGGCAGGGUGCUGUUUUCUGCAGAUGAAGAUGAGAUUACCAUUGGGGCUGAAAAGCUGAAAGUUACAGGCACCGAAGGAGCAGUAUUUGGGCACUCGGUGGAGACACCUCACGUCAGAGCAGAACCAUCUCAAGACCUCAGGCUUGAAUCACCUACCAGAUCCUUGAUUAUGGAAGCUCCUCGUGGGGUCCAGGUGAGCGCUGCUGCAGGUGACUUCAAGGCUACCUGCAGGAAGGAGCUGCAUUUACAGUCUACAGAGGGGGAGAUAUUUUUAAAUGCAGAUACCAUCCGGCUGGGAAAUCUACCAACCGGCUCCUAUUCAUCUUCUUCAACCAGCUCCUCAAGUUCUCGACAGACAGUGUACGAACUCUGUGUCUGCCCCAAUGGCAAACUUUACCUUUCUCCAGCAGGGGUAGGUUCCACUUGUCAGUCCAGUAGCAACAUCUGCUUGUGGAGCUGAAGUGACUGAUUUCUCCUCACACCAGAAUAGCCUUUUGUUCCUGUCCGUCUGCUUCACACUUCUGCUCGGUUUCCCUUGUGAUCAGUCCAGAACUUCUUCCGAUGGUCCACAGAGAGACUUCUUCCAGUAUAAGCAGGGAUCCGCCACCACCUUCUCUUGUGAUUUACCAGACUGCUCAACACAGAGAGUGUGAGUGACAUAGCAGUGGAAACAUCAUCUUCAACAGGAAAACUGGAUCAUAACUUUUGCUCAAAAGGGAGAAUAACAUAGGUGCCUUUGCUACAUGAAGUGAAGCACACAGUUUUAGAUUUUUGCAGAACCUGGAUAUGAACUGCACAUAAAUAUACAUCACAUAGAUGAAAUUCCCAGUAUCCAAUGGCAAGAUGAAAUGGUUAACCCUGUAAGAAAACUAAUUCUACAGUUUGAAAGCACAAUUUUCCAUUCAUCUUUUUGGAUGUAAACUUUUAUCCCCGAAUUUUAAAAUUUUGAAGCAUUAUGUAAUGCUUGCUUUACUAAAAAUUAAAUUCGAUACAUGAUUUUUAACAAAACAAAACAAAAGAAGACAGAAUCCCUCCCUGAGUUUUGUUUCUUUAAAUCCAAUGUGUUGUUACUCUUUGUCUACUAAGUCUAGAAUUUUGUACAUUAGGUAAUUUUGAAAGCACUCAGCAAUAUAAUCUUUACAGAAUUAACAAAAUGCCAUUAUCCUGUCAUUUGUCAUAUCUGGAUGGCCUUAUAUAGUAUUUACUUGGCUAUUGCAUGUGACGUAUUUGCUUUUAACAAAACAUCUAAUUUAUUGCAAGAUAAGAUAGGAUUAAGAGGGAAAUAUCGAUGAUGUGGAAUCCAUAGAUCAUUUCCUUAAAAAUUCACAUGCUACCCUUUACACCUAAAUUUUAAUAGUACAUUUUUGUUUGCUCCAUUCACUUUAUACUUGACUUGGAUUGCUAAAAUUCAAACAUCAUCUAAAUAAAUACUAAUAUGAUACAUAAUGCUGAGAAUGGAUUCACUUUCCAUUGGGAUAUCAUCUUCAGAGUUUUCACUUUUUAAAAUUGAAGGUUUAAGGAGAUUAUAAAUUAAAUAAAAAAAAAAUUCUGACUGAACACUACAAAAGACAAAUGUUAAUAAACAUGUUGAAAGUGUUGUUUACUCUUUUAGAUUCAUAUUUUAAGAAAUUUAGUCACAUUUAUAUUCAGUUGCAAACAUUUAGUCACUUUUAUUAAAAUGUUAAGCUACCCUGA